This is a messenger RNA of Culicoides brevitarsis, 1235 nucleotides long. RefSeq lists its product as uncharacterized. The transcript is spliced from 5 exons. Bases 32 to 1048 code for a protein of 338 amino acids. The record is from RefSeq and is a predicted model, not a curated record. Lineage: Eukaryota; Metazoa; Arthropoda; Insecta; Diptera; Ceratopogonidae.
CGUGUUGUAAAAAUCGAAAACUAAGUUAAAAAUGAAAUUCUUCGCUUUAAUUGGCCUUUUGUUGGUCCAAUCGGUGUUCUCUGUGCCAACUGGCGAGACACUCGAAACAAAAUUGGAUACCACAAAGGAUACUACAACACUUACCAAGGAUGCUACACUCACAAAUACCUUUACCGAUACCUUAACUGACACCAAACACACCGCUUUGUUGACUGACGACAAGAGUGUCGGCGAUGAAACUACGCUUACGAGACAAACACGCUCCAGCUAUGGUGGCGGCUUCGGAGGAGGCUAUGGCGGAGGCCGUGGAUUCGGCGGCGGAUAUGGCGGUGCUGGCGGAUAUGGAGGAGCUGGCGGAUAUGGAGGAGCUGGCGGAUAUGGCGGAGGUCGUGGAUUCGGCGGCGGAUACGGAGGAGCUGGCGGUUAUGGCGGAGGCCAUGGAGGAUAUGCAGGCGGUUUGGCCCCAGUUGCCCACGGAUAUGGAGGAGCUGGCGGAUAUGGAGGCGCUGGCGGAUAUGGCGGCGGUUAUGGCGGUGGUCGUGGAUUCGGUGGCGGAUAUGGCGGUGGCUUCGGAUACAGAUCCAGCUCAGCAUCAUCCGGAUCAUCUGCUUCAUCCGCUCAAGGUGCCGAACAAGCCGAAUCAUCUGCUGACUUUGUUGCCUCUCCCUAUGGCGGCGGAAAUGCCGGAGGAUACGGAAAUGCCGGCGGAUACGUUCAACCUGUUGCCCAUCAAGUUCAUUCUUAUGCUGCUCAAGCUCCUGCUGUCAACUGCGGAAGCAACUUGUUGGUCGGAUGCAAUGUUCAUACCGCUAAAGUACCUUGCGUCGCUACCGGCGGAUAUGGAUCAACUGGCGGAUAUGGAGCUGCUGCACCCGUUGCUGUAGGUUACAACGCUGGACAUGCUCAAGCCGGAGGAUAUGGAGGCGCCCAAGCUGGCGGAUACGGAGGUGCCCAAGCUGGAGGUUAUGGAGGCGCUCAAGCCGGAGGACAUCAAGGAUAUCGUGCCAGCGAUGACCAAAAGGACACACCAAAAGAAGACAAACACUAAUCAUCCCGGAGCGCAUCCCGCAUCGAACGCAAAACGAGACGAGACAAUUGCUGCGAUGAAAAAAAUCAUGGAGAAGGUGACAAACAAGGAACAAUCAUCCAAUUCGUAAAAUCAAAAUUUUCUUUUGGCAAAAUUUCUUGACAUUUUUUUGAUAUUAUGUGUAUCUUUGAAACACAUUUGAUUUCAU